AUGCCCUCACAGGAAGGCCCAGCCGCUGCUUGUCCAGUCGACCACAAGACCCGCGAAGUAUGGCUGGCCCAAGCCCGCGCAAGCGGCGCCCAGAAUCUAAAUCCACAUGAAGCCGCCGCUGCGCCAGCACCAGUACAACCACAACCACAAUCAAAAUCACAAUCGCAAACGUCCUCCCCCGUCCAACAAUCCUGCGACUCCUCCACCCUCGACCAAUCCACCGCAUCCCCCGCCCCAACAGCCAUUUCCCUCCUCUCCCACACCCGUCUCGGCACCGACCGCGAAGUCAGCACCAUCCCACGGGCUCUCCCCACCCUGCCCUCCUCCUCAUCCCCUUCCUCCCGCCCGGCAAACAGCGAGCGCGACACCGCCCCCGACAAAGCAACCGGAAACUGGAUCUACCCGUCUGAACAAAUGUUCUUCGAAGCCAUGCGCCGCAAAGCCUACGACCCGCAAACCUCGGACAUGAAGACCAUUGUCCCCAUCCACAACGCCGUCAACGAGCGCGCCUGGCACGAAAUCAAAGCCUGGGAAGCAGGCCGCGGCAGCGAAUCCUGCGGCGGCCCUAAACUCGCCAGUUUUAGUGGCCUGAGCACCAGCCUGACCCCGCGUGCCAGGUGGAGGACGUGGAUGGGCUACCAGGCCCCCUUUGACAGGCACGAUUGGGUCGUGGAUCGCUGUGGCGAGAAGAUUGAAUACGUGAUUGAUUUUUAUGCUGGCAGGGACGAGGGCAAAAAGGGAAAAGCGCUGAAUUUCCAUCUCGAUGUUCGGCCUAAACUCAACAGUUUCGAGGGCUUCAAGAUGCGCGUCCAGAGGUUCUGGGGCUUUGGGGGCGCCUGA
Molecule: messenger RNA, 840 nt
Organism: Plenodomus lingam JN3
Lineage: Eukaryota; Fungi; Ascomycota; Dothideomycetes; Pleosporales; Leptosphaeriaceae
Biological process (GO): cytochrome c-heme linkage
Cellular component (GO): mitochondrion
Molecular function (GO): holocytochrome-c synthase activity
Source: RefSeq, a predicted model, not a curated record